AUGUAUGAUGUUGAAUCUUAUCUACACAAACAAAUUGAUGAUUCUUGGAUUGCAUUACUUGUCAUAGCAAUUCUAAUAUUAAUUUCAUCGAUUAUUACCAUCACUGUUUUAUGUCUUCUUUGGCGCCGUCAUCAACAACGUGCGCAAGUGACAAGUGAAAAUUCUUUUUUAAAUAAUAAAUCAAACCGCAAUCGACCAUUACCAGUGCAACAAUUCAAUCCUCGUCAAUCGAGACUUUAUGAAACACAAAAACUGCAAGUUUUUAUACCGCCUAGUAUGGAUGAUACAACAGAAAGAAGUUUAGACGUAAUUCAUACACGUUUCAAACCUCGAAAUGAUAGUCAAUAUGUACAUCAAUUCUGUCCAAGCACAACAAAAGCUUAUUUCUAA
Messenger RNA from Rotaria socialis, 390 nucleotides. The record is from the annotation of a GenBank genome assembly. Lineage: Eukaryota; Metazoa; Rotifera; Eurotatoria; Philodinida; Philodinidae.